This is a messenger RNA of Spea bombifrons (plains spadefoot toad), 856 nucleotides long. It is a transcript of the gene TTC9B, whose product is annotated as tetratricopeptide repeat domain 9B. The transcript is spliced from 3 exons. The coding region runs from base 19 to 624 and encodes 201 amino acids. The record is from RefSeq and is a predicted model, not a curated record. Gene Ontology annotation, molecular function: protein binding. Lineage: Eukaryota; Metazoa; Chordata; Amphibia; Anura; Pelobatidae.
CCGCCGCCGUUAUCCCCGAUGCACAGCAGCGCCUUCAUCCAGCAGGCUCGGGGGUAUUCCCCGCACGGCCCGUCGGCGAGGACCCCCGGAGAGCAGAAGGCCGGCGUGGUGGGAGGGAGGCUCCCGCAGGCCCCCGAGCCGGACAUGGAGGGCCGGAUCCAGAAAGCGGUGGAGUUUAAGACGGAAGGGAACCAUUGUUACAAGGACAAGAAAUUCCGAGAUGCCAUCGGCAAGUACCACCGGGCCCUGCUGGUGCUCAAGGGGGUCCACGAGGAGAGCGAGGGGGCCGCGCUGACCGAGGCGCAGAAGGUGCGCGUCGAGGCCACCGAGAUAGAGUGUUACGACAGCCUGACCGCCUGCUUGCUGCAGUCGGAGCUGGUGAAUUACGAGCGGGUGAAGGAAUAUUGCCUGAAGGUUCUCGAGAGGCAGAAAAGCAACUUCAAGGCCACGUACCGAGCCGGCAUCGCCUUCUACCACCUGGGGGACUACGGCAGCGCCCUGCGGUACCUGAAAGAGGCCCGCAGCCGGGAGCCCACAGACACCAAUGUGCUCCGGUACAUCCAGCUGACAGAGAUGAAGGUGCAGAGGAGUACCCAGCGGGAGAGGAAAGGGCUCAUCGGAUAACCGGGAAUUUUUUCGGAGGGGUAUUUGGCGUCCGUAGGCGGAGGAAUUAAGGUGCUGACCCUCCACAGCGUUAAAUUCCCGCAGUGCAUGAUAAUACUGAGUACUACCACCUGCACCCGGCAAAUGAUUAUACUGAUUACUACCACCUGCGUCCGGCAAAUGAUAAUACCGAGUACUACCACCUGCGCCCGGCAAACAUCUCUAUUUGUCCACUUUUUUUAAUCCCAUGAAG